Molecule: messenger RNA, 1298 nt
Organism: Helianthus annuus (common sunflower)
Lineage: Eukaryota; Viridiplantae; Streptophyta; Magnoliopsida; Asterales; Asteraceae
Exons: 2
Coding region: 270-1106 (278 amino acids)
Source: RefSeq, a predicted model, not a curated record
AAAUAACUAUCCUUUGAUAAUAUAUACAUGCACAUUGUCAUGUAAACCAAAUCAUGUCACUUUUUGUGCUUAUGUUCAUUGUUUAUAUUGUUUUAAAUUUGCAGCAAUCUCUAAACCACAUGAGUAAAUCCCACUUCUCCAUCCAAUCAUAUCCAUUUUCAUUGACAGCUUUCUCCAGCAUCAUUACAUAAGUUUCAUUCAAGAUCAUCAUAUCUUCAUCAUAUCUUCAUCAUCCAUAAGAAUAAGAUUCAUUAAUUAGUGUUUAAGGUAUGGAAGAAGCUGGAGAUCUUUUGGAAGAUAGUUGGUUCUUUGGAAACUUGCUUCACUCUAAAACAAGAACUAUCUCUAGAUCUUAUUCUGAUCUUUCUUUUAAAUCUUCUUCUCCCUUGAGUUCAACUCAAGAAAACGCCAAGCGAAAAAACUCGAGCAUUUCUUCAAGAAAGCAACCACCCGUCGCUCCUCCAAGUCUAACGCGAACGCCAUCAUUGCCAUAUUCGCUAGAAACACAAUCUUUUCUAGCGAAAAAGCCUGACCCGAGUCCUCAUUCAAUGUCUUCUCUAGUUGGAAAUGAUAAAAAGGAUGUCUUUAUCAAGAAUGAUCCAAAAAGCUCAAGCCUUUCUUCAAGAAAGCAACUGCCCGUUGCUCCUUCAAGUCUAAACCGAACGCCAUCUUUGUCAAAUUCAAAAGAAACACAAUCUUUUCAAGCGAAAAAGCCCAACCCGCAUUUGACCCGAACACCAUCCAUUUCAACUUCUUCAGGGGGGAGUGAUCAUGAAGACGAGGAAGAUCACGAAAUUGAGUUUACUUUAGGGAGAUUGAUAAGGCAGGCAUCCAUGAACUCUUCACAUACAUCGAAUCCACCUCGACAAACAUCUAAGGCAAUGAUAGAAAACACGCGAAAGAAACCCGAAAUGGAUCAAGAAAGGUUUAUUGAAGUGAGAAAGAUGGAGAGAAACAGAAGCCAAAGCAGAAAGAAUAAUGGGAAGAAUGGUGCCCCUGCAAUACCAGGAGGAUGGGUUGAUAAGAGUUCAUCAGAAGACAUGAAGGCCCAUAUCAAGUUUUGGGCCAGAGCUGUAGCUUCUAACGUGCGCCAAGAGUGUUCAUGAUAGUAAGUUUGUCUGAAUGGGAAUAAGUAUCCGGUUAAUAAGAGUAUAAAACAUCUGGAUCAUGACAGAAAUAACAUGCUAAAAGCUUUGUUUAGAUUCAUUGUAUAUCUAAUUCUUGCAUACAUUUUGUCCCUUCUGUAAUUUAUAAAUGUUUGAAUGAAUUGCAAAGUUGGUCCCUGGACUAUUGUAAAA